Molecule: messenger RNA, 5488 nt
Organism: Diorhabda sublineata
Lineage: Eukaryota; Metazoa; Arthropoda; Insecta; Coleoptera; Chrysomelidae
Product: CD109 antigen
Exons: 19
Coding region: 234-5354 (1706 amino acids)
Cellular component (GO): extracellular region
Molecular function (GO): endopeptidase inhibitor activity; protein binding
Source: RefSeq, a predicted model, not a curated record
UUGAAUGGUACCAAAACAAAUCAAGCCCUGCUGUACCAAACCUACUUCUCCUACUUCUGAAGAAGAAGCAAUACUGUAAAUUCGUGUUAAACGCGAUGAUGUUUGUUGUGAUUUCAGUGAUAAAAAUAUUGAUAAGAAACUGAUAUUAAUGUUUAUCAACAGAAUUUGUGUAAAUAAAUAUAAUCACAAUAGACGCUGAUAAGAAAAAUAAUUACCAGGGAUCGGGAAGAAAAAUGAACUAUAAACAUUCCCUGAUACUUCUAGUCAUAGUUUACCACGUUAACACCCAGGAAAUAAGCGUCCUCGAUAAUCCUUACACCCGUUACGAUGGUGUAGGAUCAUCUACGACUAAUAGAUACGGAGACAUAAAUCCAUACACCCAGGAUCCUUACGGGUCGAAUAAUAACAAGGAUAAUUCAGAUCCUUAUGGAAAUCGAGGACAAAGCGACGUUUAUGGUGGAAGGAGUGGAGAAAACAACCCCUACGGGGGAGGAAAUUGGAGGAACAAUGCAUUUGAUUCAGGAAGAAGACCUUUCGAUGCUCACACUACGCUAAUCCAGGAAGCGACGUACUUUAUAGUUGCUUCUAAAAUGGUCAGACCGGGUCAAUUAUAUAGAGUGUCCGUUACAGUACUAAAGGAAACUCAACCUUUGACCGUUAGGGCUUCUAUUCAAAGGAACGGAGUAGAAAUGUCUUCAGAUCAUAAGAAAGUGAAGGAGGGUAUUCCAGAAACUCUUUUAAUGAGGGUACCGACAACGAGCGCCCAAGGUGAAUAUAAGUUGAGGGUCGAGGGAUUGUAUGAUAACGUUUUGGGUGGUGCUCAGUUUAUCAACGAGACGAUUUUGACGUUUUCCCAACGCUCCAUGACAAUUUUUAUACAGUUAGACAAACCGGUUUAUAUGCAGGGAGAAACUGUACAUUUUCGUUCGAUACCCAUAAAUACUGAAUUGAAGGCAUUCGACGAUGCCCUGGACGUCUAUAUGCUAGAUCCCAACGGUUACAUAAUGAAAAGAUGGUUAUCUAGACAAUCGAAUUUAGGUACGGUCAGUUUGAACUACCAAUUAUCAGACCAACCGGUAUACGGAGAAUGGAAAAUUCGAGUCAUAGCCCAAGGACAAGUAGAAGAAUCGACAUUCCUGGUAGAAGAAUACUACCAAACUAGAUUUGAGGUGAACGUAACUAUGCCCGGUUUCUUCCUAAACACCGAACCGUACAUCCACGGUAUAGUCAUGGCGAAUUACACCAGCGGGGCACCGGUAAACGGUAAUCUAACCUUAAAAGCGACGGUUAGAUACAUAAAACCAGUAGAACCCAACCAAAGGGGCACAACCAACCAAAACCAGUACCAGUACGACCCAAACAAACCGUAUGACAUCAAUAAUCAACCUUAUGAACCAAUAUAUGAUAAUUAUUACAAAAAUCGACCCAUAGUGGAGAAAUAUUUCACUUUCAAAGAAGAACUACCAUUCUGGAUCAAAAAUACUGUUAAUUACUAUGAACCAGUACCGACAUUAAAAACCUUCAGGGGUGUGUACGAGUUCCACUACCCUAUAAGUGAUUUAAUGUCAUACGUAAAUACCUUGGACGGUAUAGAAAUCCUCAUAACCGCCACAGUGGGGGAUAGAUUCCUGGAUGAAGUUAUUGAAGGGUACUCGACCGCGAGGAUAUUCAAUUCCAGUAUAAAAUUAUCGUUUUUGGGAGGAUCUCCGCAAGUUUUUAAACCUGGUAUGCCCAUAACUGCCUACCUGGUGGCUUCCCAUUAUGACGGAUCCCCUUUGAGUGAGGAAGUGUUGAGUAAUAGUGUAGUGGAGGUGAUGGGGAGUGUCGAUGUGCGCGGGGGGGCUAGGAGGGACGUCCCCCUACGUAAUUUGUAUCAAUCUGAUAGUGAUCCAGGUGUGUGGGUGUACAAAAUGGAUCUUAAGAGGGAGUUGGGUGUAAGCGGACCGAAGGCAUACGAGGAACUCAGUCAGUUAAGCGCUGUAAGAAUUCAAGCUACGUUCAAAAACGGUUACACAGGUGACAGGGCCAAUGCGGAAUUACUCUUACUAGCCCAUUACAGCCAUAACGACCAACACAUCAAAGUUAUAACCAGCACGAUCGAUCCGAGAGUCGGGGAGUACAUAAUAUUCCACAUAAGGAGCAACUAUUACAUCGAAAAGUACAGCUACCUCAUAAUAUCCAAAGGAAUCGUCCUGGUAACUGGAGACCAAGACAUGGGCGACUACGUCAGUACCAUGGCGCUAGCUUUGAGCGCCGAAAUGGCACCCGUAGCCACCAUAGUCGUAUGGCACGUCGGCCAUAACGGCGAUCUAACCGUAGACAGUUUAACCUUCCCAGUAAACGGAAUAAGCAGAAAUAAGUUCAAAGUUUUCAUCAACAACAAAAAAGCCAGGACGGGACAUAAAGUAGAAGUGGCCAUAUACGGAGAACCAGGCUCCUACGUAGGACUAUCCGGCAUAGACAAAGCGUUUUAUACCAUGCAAGCCGGAAACGAACUCACCUACGCCAAAGUCAUAUCCAAAAUGUCGACCUUCGACGAACAAACCAACGGUACCCACAAACACAACUGGUUCUCCCAUGAAGGUUAUCCCGACGAGAUGAUCAACUUCCCGAGCGGCACCUUCGGAAUCGACGCCAAUAGGACAUUCGAGUUCGCGGGCUUGGUGGUAUUCAGCGAUUUCGCUUUACCGAGACGACCGAGCUACUGCAACGCCACCCAGGGAUACGGGGAAUGCUUGAACGGACAGUGUUACCGUUUGGCGAAGAGAUGCGACUUUUACAGGGAUUGCGAAGACGGUACCGACGAAUCCGGUUGCCGGUACGACAACGGUACCGAAUUGCAAACGUUCAGGAAAUUCCGUUUCAAUAGGGUGCAGCGCCAAUACGAGAACGUUUGGGUAUGGAAGGACGUUAAUAUCGGUCCUCACGGUAGAUAUAUCUUCAAUGUACCGGUACCGGUGCGACCGGUACAUUGGAUGGUGUCCGCCUUCUCCAUGAGCCCUUCCUUGGGCUUCGGAAUGAUUCAGAAACCUAUCGAGUACGUGGGGGUGUUGCCGUUCUUCAUAAACGUCGAAAUGCCCAAUACUUGUAUGCAGGGUGAGCAGGUCGGGGCGAGGGUAACUGUUUUUAAUUAUAUGACGGAAGAUUUGGAGGCUACGGUCGUUUUGAACGGUUCCCCCGAUUAUAAAUUCGUUCACGUCGAAGAGAACGGUAUAGUUAGGGCUUAUAAUCCGAGGACGUCCUUUGGGGAGCAUCAAUUUUUCAUAUUUAUAAAGGCCCAAGACGCCGUCGUCGUUUACAUACCGAUAGUACCGACUAGAUUAGGCGAUAUUUACGUCACCAUUCACGCUUCCGCCCUAAUAGGCAAGGACCAGAUCACGAGGAAGCUUCACGUCGAAUCGGACGGUUUACCGCAGUACCGCCACCAGUCGAUGUUGCUCGAUUUGAGUAACAGGGCGUACGCCUUCCAAUACAUGCACGUCAAUAUAACAGAAACGCCCAUAAUUCCGUACGAGUACGACAGGUACUACGUGUACGGCUCGAAUAAGGCGAGGAUUUCGGUUGUGGGGGACGUGGUGGGGGCGGUGUUUCCUACUAUGCCCGUAAAUGCUACUUCGUUGUUAAAUUUGCCGAUGGAUUGCGGCGAACAAAACAUCUUUUCAUUCGCCGUCAACAUGUACACCCUCCUAUACAUGAGAUACACCCAAAUAAGAAACAGAACCCUAACCCGCGACGCUUUCCACUACAUGAACAUCGGCUACCAACGCCAAUUAUCCUUCAUGAAACCCGACGGUUCGUUCAGCACCUUCAGAAGCGAUUGGAACCAAUCGGUAUCGUCUGUGUGGUUAACGGCCUACUGCGCUCGGAUAUUCCAAGAAGCCAGUUUCUACGAAUGGGAAAACUACAUCUACAUCGACCCAAUGGUGAUAUCGAAAUCCGUCGAAUGGCUACUAUCCCACCAAAGCGAAUCCGGAGCUUUCUGGGAAGAAGACUGGCUACCGGAUAGAAAAUACAAUUCGACGUUGAACAACGACCAAGAUCCCAUCAGAUACAGAAACAUCACGUUGACAGCCCACGUGUUAAUCACUUUGGAAGCCGUUAAGGACCUAACAAGUCAUCUGAGUUCGAAAGUGGCCAUAGCGGCGAGGAAAGCGAUCCAUUGGUUGGACAGGAACAUGGAGUUGAUACAGAAACGAGGAAACGCCUUCGAAGUGGCUAUCGUAGCUUACGCCUUGAUGAAGAACAAAGCCGCCAACGCGGAAACCGCCUUCAUCGAAUUAUCCAGCAGGAGGAUAUCCGAAGGGGGGUUGCUGUAUUGGGCUAGGAAACCGGUGCCGCAACCGCCUUACAAAAUCGAAAACCAGAAACCGUUCCUUCUACCCCGCCUGCCGUACGAAUACGAUUCGGAAAAUAUCGAAGCCACCGCCUACGGUUUGAUGGUGUACGUCGCCAGGAACGAGCAGGAAGUCCUCGUCGACAACAUCGUCAGGUGGUUGAACACCCAGAGGUUAACGGACGGCGGUUGGGCCUCCACCAUGGAUACCGCCAACGCCAUGAAGGCUCUCAUCGAAUAUACAUCGGCGCAACGUAUCAGGGAUAUUUCCAGUUUGUCGGUUACCGUCGAAGCUACCGCUCUACCGGGCGAGACCAAAGUUUUGUACGUUAACGAUUUGAAUUGGUCGAAUUUGCAAUUUAUCGAUAUACCGAACGCUUGGGGUACGGUCAAAGUCCAGGCCAAAGGUACCGGUUACGCGAUAUUGCAGAUGUCGGUGCAGUACAACGUCGAUAUCGGGAGGUUCCAAACCAAACCGCCCGUUAGGGCUUUCGAUCUUCGUACCAAGCAGUAUUUUUACGGAAGGAAUCAGUCGCACAUUACGUUUUUCAGUUGUCAGAGAUGGAACAAUAUGAACGAAUCGGAAAGAUCCGGUAUGGCCGUAUUGGACGUAACCGUUCCGACUGGAUACAUCGUUCAACAACAAGAUCUAGACGCCUACGUUCUAUCGUCCAGAGUGAAAAAUUUGCAGAGGGCCAGAUUCUUCGAAAGAAAAGUCAUUUUCUACUUUGAUUACCUCGAUAACCAAGAAACGUGCGUAAACUUUACAGUAGAAAGAUGGCAUCCGGUGGCGAACAUGUCGAGAUAUUUACCCAUAAGGGUGUACGAUUAUUACGCCCCCGAACGUUUCAACGAAACAAUCUUCGACGCUCUAUCUUCUUACGUCUUGGACAUUUGCCAAGUUUGCGGCAGCAGUCAAUGUCCUUAUUGCGAAAUAUACAAUUCGGCGGAAUUCGUCCGAAUUUCGCGAUUUUUCAUAACAUUCACAGUAUUAAUGACAAUAACGAAUCUCUUUGUUUGAAAUUUUCCUUUUUUUUGUAAAAUUGUAAAUAGUUUUCACGAAAUUUUAGUGCCUACCCAAAAAAAAAUCAUAUCAUACCUAAAAUACAUUUUUUCUAGUACAAAUCCAUCGGCAGCAUUUUAAAUUUGUUCGUA